CUUGUGCUCUCGGUUGGUGAACGGAUGAACCUGUGGGAUGUCUUACCUGUGCUCAUACUCCUUUUCAAUUUUCCACGCGGCUAGAAAUCGACCUGGGAGUAUUCUGACACCAGUGAGCAGGUGGGGCGAUAGCCCCUGCGCUAGCACCUCCAUUUACAGAAGUUCUUCCCGGGCCUCCUGAAAUUGUUGACGGCUUCUUUUUGCUCCACAUCUCUUCUAGCCUCCCUGUUUUUAAUCCCUUUGCAGCCGCCCACCCUUCCCCCCACGCCAUUAUGUAUGCUCGGGCUCCCCGUGCGCUUAAAUUGGCUGAAGGUGGCAGCACUGAGGAUCAUGUGGGUCCUGGAUCCUACCAGGUACCGUUCCUGAAGCAGCAGGCAACAGGUGGCUAUGCACCAUUCCUUUCUUUGGCUGCCAGAGAAAGUACUUUUACUGUUGCCUCUAACACUGAGAAAGCUGUUCCAGGUCCAGGACACUAUAAUGUUUCAGAGGUGCAGAAAAUGUCAAGGGCACUUACAGUUUCCAGAAGUGUUGAUGUUCCUUCAAUUCCUUCUUGUGGACGGUCAUAUGGUUAUCAUAUUAAUGAGGAUGGCAGCAUCACAAAACAUUUUCCACCUGCUUUUGACAGUACACUAGGUCCAGCAUACUAUAAACCUCAAUUUGAUUUUUCCAAUGUAACUUUGAAAUACAAGGGGAUACAUUUUGGCAACUCUUUGGGAAGACUAGAGUUACCUAUAAAGUCAGGGCCUGGUCCUGGACAGUAUGAUAUAACCCAGAAAAAGGCACUACAUUAUGAAAAUAUUAACAUCAAGAAAGAUCAACAGCAAAAUCAUUGCUCAAAUCUCCCACGACUUUAUGAAGUAAUAAUAUUGCAGGAGGAAAAAAAGAGGUUUGUCCCUAUGAAAUCAAUCACCCCAGCUCCUGGUGCAUAUAAUGAAUCUCGAACUGCUUUCAAGCCCUUGAAGAAAACACCAGGACUGAAAAAUACCUCAUUUGGUCAAAGUGCUGCUCGAUUCACACAAGACUCUAGGACAGAGAAAAUGCCAGGUCCUGGGUUUUAUAAUAUCCAAAACAAUACUUUAAUUGACAACUUUAGCAAUACCUGCUUGAAGAAACAAAAGAAAAGUGCAUUUGGUUCUUCUGUUCCUCGGACUCUCUUCCUGGUUCAGAAAGAAGUUUUUCCUACUCCUGGGCCUGCUGGCUAUAAGGUCCGUGGAAUUUCUGAUGAACUACCUAACUUGGCUAACCGAUAUGCUGCUUUCUCGUCAAGAACAGAAAGAACUACUAAAGUAUCAGAUAUGGAUGUUCCAGCACCAGGCACCUAUGAUGUUCAAAAAUCAUAUGAGAUGUCUCAAGUUCAGCAUAAGUACAUGCCACCUCGUAGUUUGGUGGCUAGAAUAAAACAUGCCUCGUUUCUUAGCACAACUCCUCGGUGCCUGGACAAAAUGAAUGAUGGGCCAGGGCCUGCAACAUACAAUCCUGUUUUAAAGAAAUCUUGCUCCAUACCCUUAUUUGUUAAAGCAUCAAAUCGUUUUAAAGAUUCCGAAGAGAUUACUCCUGGUCCAGCGACAUAUGAGCUCAGUCCGUUUUUAAGACAUUCUGUUCUGAAAAGAACAUUUAAUGUCACUCUAUCAAAUCUUUUCCCAAUUAAAAGAGAAAAUGCUUCAAUUAUAGAACAAAAGAACAAACAAAAACACCAGGAAGCAAAGUAGAAUCUUCUAAAUGAUAUAUUCCAAAGUUAUUAUCUAUUAAUAUAAAGGUAAGCUGACAGUUCUCUCACAAAGAAGUAAUUCCAUUUUGAUGAUGUCCUCCAUCAGCUGCUCAAAGAAACAUAAUUGCUCUUCUAACCUCAAGA
Molecule: messenger RNA, 1852 nt
Organism: Balaenoptera ricei (Rice's whale)
Lineage: Eukaryota; Metazoa; Chordata; Mammalia; Artiodactyla; Balaenopteridae
Gene: STPG2
Product: sperm tail PG-rich repeat containing 2
Exons: 12
Coding region: 273-1709 (478 amino acids)
Source: RefSeq, a predicted model, not a curated record